GCUGUUUCCUGUCUACAGUGUCUGUGUUUUGUAGAUAAAUGUGAGGAUUUUCUCUAAAUCCCUCUUCUGUUUGCUAAAUCUCACUGUCACUGCUAAAUUCAGAGCAGAUAGAGCCUGCGCAAUGGAAUAAAGUCCUCAAUAUUGAAAUGUGACAUUGCUCUCAACAUCUCCCAUCUCUCUGGAUUUCUUUUUUCUCAUUAUUACUGCUAACCAAUUCAUUUCCAGACUUUGCACUUAAGAAGCAAUGGAAAAAAUCAACAGUCUUUCAACACAAUUAUUUAAGUGCUGCUUUUGUGAUUUCUUGAAGGUGAAGAUGCACACUGUGUCCUACAUCCAUCUCUUCUACCUUGCCCUGUGUUUGCUAACCUUAACCAGCUCUGCUACGGCUGGGUCAGAGACGCUCUGUGGUGCCGAGCUGGUGGAUGCUCUUCAAUUCGUAUGUGGAGACAGAGGUUUCUAUUUCAAUGAGAACAUGAGAGUUAACAGAAGACUGCAGAAAAUCACAGACAAGAUAUUGCUACCUACAACCAAUAGAGGUAAGCCCACGGGGUAUGGAUCCAGCAGUCGGCGUUUGCACCACACGGGAAUAGUGGACGAAUGCUGCUUCAGGAGCUGCGACUUGAGGAGGCUGGAGAUGUACUGUGCCCCCAUCAAACCGGCCAAGUCAGCACGUUCGGUGCGUGCCCAGCGCCACACUGAUAUGCCAAAAGCACAAAAGGAAGUACAUUUGAAGAACGCAAGUAGAGGGAGUGCAGGAAACAGGAGCUACAGAAUGUAAGAAAUACCAUCCAGAGGAGUGAAGGAUGAAUGUGCCACCUGCAGGAUACUUUGCUGUAAAUAAGUUAUUUGUUAAACAUUGGAAGACUUAAAAACAAAACAUAGUUUUAAUAAGCUUGAUAAAAUCUCAAAUAAUGGGCAUUCUCCCAAUGAACAAUGCAACUAAACAUUCCAAUAUUAAGUCUUUAGUACACAUUGUCGCCAACCAACUCGCUGCUAAAAUGCUGGAGUUGGUAUAUAGCUAUUUGAGCUUUAAACUGUCUUCAAUGUCCUGCACAAAAUCUUAGUCCUGUGCCCUUCAAAAGCCCAGAUACGCAUGGGCCUUUGAUGGACCCAAUUGCACUAAAUUAAUCUAUGAACCCGGCUGCUGGAGACAUUCACCAGCCUUGUCUAAGUGGUUUUUUUUUUAUUUGCACUUCUUUACAAGCCACAGCCUGUUUGUUUUACAGUGUCUGAUAAGAUUGUUUGUCUACCCCAUUUAUAUUUGCACAGUUUGACAUUCUCAGUAGCAGCAGCAGCAGUAAAGUAACUAACAUUGUUUAACAUACAUGAAUUCCAUCUGUGGCAUUUUGACCAAAUAUGGGUUGGAGACAUUUAUUUUUAGAGACAAAGCUUUAUUUUUCCACAUCUUGCUAAGGUGCAAGUAGUCGCAACUUGUGAAGCAAAUAAUUUUUAGAAGCAGUUAAAGCAUAUGUAGGCUCUUAAACCCUCAAUGAUUCCUUCAGGUUACAAAAUGUUUUGCAACCUUAUAAGUAACCUUUUUCCAUGUAAAGCCGUAUGUAAAAUUUAGCAUAUCAACUAUACAGAUAUAUCAAGCAGUAUGUAAAACUCUGUUUUAUAGUACAAUGGUGCUAUUUUGUAGUUUGUUUUAUGAGAGGGUCUGGCCAAAACCGUACCAGGUUCAAGCAAAGAAAAGAUUAUACUGUACGCCCAGCCAAAGAUGACACAAAGGGAAGUACAUUUUAAAAUACAAAUGUCAGUUUGGAAAGAUGAGAAGUUCCAUGUUUCAAUUUCCAGUCCUCUGAAAACAACCUGAAAAUAAAAAGUGCAGUUGCUUUCUUCUUGAGAUUUGGGUCUGAGAAUCUAGAGAGGAACCAGUCUAGUGGUGAGAGCAGAGGUGUAAGAAUCAGGAUUCAAUUCUGGCUCUGAAAAUUGUUCUUUGUUCUGCCACUGACUCCCCACUGUGUGACUGUGGGCAAGUCACUUCACCUCUCUAAGCCUCAGUUUUCCCAUCUGUAAAAUGGGAACACAUCAUUCACGACAUCUACCUACCUCACAGGGGUGGGGUGAGAAUUGAUAAAAUAAUGGGUCAGAUUCUUAUCCUACGAUGUUUCCUGAGAGAUGUUGGAAAGCCUUUGAGAUACUGGGCUAAAGAAACUUUAAGUAGGAAGUAGUAUUACUAUUACUGUACGAUGCAUUAACAGAUUACUCAAACACAGAAUCUAUGUCCAGAUUAUCCCAAGAAUAGUUUAAAAGCUUUUCAAAGCAAUUUGGAUUAACGUUUAAUGAUCACAGAAUUGAUUUCUGCCCACAGGUUUAAAAUACUAUAUAUACAAAUAUAUAUAUAUAUGUACAUACAUAUAUUCUUAUGAAUGCAGAGAGAGAGAAUCAAAGCCACUUUAUCAGUGAAAAGGGAGCAAAUGCUCCAUUUCUGAGCAUACAUUGACCCUUUCAGGCAUCAACAUCCAUUUAGUAAAUAUCUCUCCAAGGCAUUAAAUUGUACCUUCUCCUUUUUAAAAGACUUAGAAGCAUCCCCAUCUUACUGGCAGGGUGAGGUCUACUGAUUUAACACACAACAAUUUAAAAUAAUUAAACAAUGUCUAAUUAAGAGUCACAAUAUUCUCCAUAUCUAAUACCUACUUUGUCUAGGGCUGCAUUCUUUUUAUUUUCAUCAGUGAAUGACAUCUGGUAGCAAAUACACUACAAAACUCCCUCCUCCAGACCAGAAAGUCUUGAACCAUUGAAGCUAAGCUGCAGGGUGCACUAACAGGUCUGCCCUAUAGAAAUAGUAAAAGGGAUUCAGAAAUCCCUUCAAAAAUCAGGGACAAUAAUGUCAAUCAAAAAAUCCAAGAUAAAGCCUCUUUAGUUUACUAGUUGUAUAUGAGAUUUUGCUCCUGGGGCACAUUGAUUUUUGUGCCUGGUGACAUUACAUGGCUGAGGUGGAUCAGCGGCGGGGGCAAAUCUUAUCCCAAAAGUAUAGGAAUGGGGAAGUAGGUGGGGGGGAGAUCUAGACCUCUCUCAUCCUUUCCAGGAGUGGAGAUACAAGAAGCUCUGGCAAAGAAAGUCCCUGUUUUGAGAUCUGAGCUUCCAUCUCAUGGCAACUGGGCAAAAGAGCUACCCUACCUCUCCAUUUUUUUUUUCUAAACCCUGAGAACACUUUCUGGUGGACAAUGUGGCAAUUUAUCCCCAAGCUUGGAAAUGUAACCAGGUGCAACUCAGGAGAGUUAAUUGAGUUUCUUCAGUUGCCCCUUGCUAAAUUCAAUCGCAGGUCUUGUUGGCAAAAACUAACAACUUGGGGAUCUUGACUCUAUUCAGGUGACUUGCAUGUGGUGAAAGAAAACAUAGUUUUGAAUUUGAGAAUUUGUUUGGUAGGUGGUACAUUACAAACAAAUCAGAGAAACUGCUGCUACCCCUCAGAGUCCCUGGUCCCGUUCCUUGCCCUCUUGCUCUUUUUAGAGCACUUUAAAGUGGCUGGCUUUGAAUCUGCGUGAUUAGAGUCUAAGAGAGUGAGCUGGCCAUGGGGCAGUGUCUGACCACCCUUACCAAGAUUUAGGUAGUGACAGAGAGGAAGAAGUGGGAGAAUCUCAAAAAGGAAAACAUCUAAGAAUUUAAUCUUCCUAAUAGGUGAUACUUAGAAAACGUUUACAUGAGAGGCAUAUAUCGGCCCAAGAGAGUCUGCCAUUAUUCAGGUCUUUUAAUCCCUCCAUUCUACCUACACAGAAGACUGUGUUUAGAGGCAGUUGCCUCAAAUCUUUUCUUCUUUUGUAACACUAUGCUCCCUCUUGAUUAAACUCUCUGGAGCACAUACUAUGGGAAAGAGUGGGCUGAUGAGUAAAAUGUACUCUGAAUUCCCACUGGCUUGGUCAUUUCUCUGACCAAGGGAAGUUGUCUGAAUUCUCAAACGCACUGGAGAAAAGCACCGUAAAUAGGCAGGCAGAAGAAGGGUAACCGUAUUUGGAAAUUUUUAUUCUUAAAUGAAAAAUAUCCAAUAAAUUUAGGCUUUAAAAUGUUCAUUCCACCACUCAGCUACCAGUGGACCGAUUACCACAACAGCUGAAAAAUUAUUCCCUGGAUGCGUUACAUCUAGACCAUUACAUGACUUAAAAUGGAGUUGGUUGUCAUAUAGGCAGAUUUCUCAACUGAUCCUAAGCCAUAAAAAGAUACCAUCUUCAUUUCACUAAACCAAGGAUAAUCUGUUUUCUGGAAGCAUUGACAGAAGAAGAGGAGGAGGGGGGAAGAACAAAGUAAAGAAUGUUCUAUGCCAUUCUAAUAGCUCAGAAUGUUUUUAAUUAAAAAAGUCAACACAUAAUAUAUAUUUUAUUUCUGCUAGCAAAUGGGUAGGAUGAUAGAGAGCAGAAAAUAUGUUAGAGUAGAUGUGGACCAAUAAACGAGGUCUCUCAACCUGAGAGCACUCUUUUUAUUUGAAUCUUAAUUCCCUUGCUGCUUUCUUAAAUAGCUCAAACUUUUUUCAGAACAUACAUGACAAGAGAAUAUAAAUAAUACCGUUAUUGGAUCAGCCCAGUGAACUCUUGAGUCCUGAAUUAUCUCUCUGGCAAUUGCCAUAAAGGAUUCUUAGAGGAACUAUUUGAUGGUUAUCCUCUUUGACAUGCAUCUUCACUGCUAUGGAUGCACCAUCUAACAUCUCAAACAUUUCUCUCUGAAAUUCUUAUUAUGACCUCUCAUCCAUGGAUUUAUACCUUUCUUGAAGUUACUGAUACAUUUUGUCUGUAUAUCAUUCUACGAGAACAGAAUAUGCUCACCAUCCUCUCUGUGAAUGAGUUCGUCCUCUUGUUUAGAACUGAACACCAAUGGGCAUCAGAAGUUGCUUCCAAACACUUCCUAAAAUGGAUGCUCUCUUUACAGAACUUAAUGCAAGUAAGAUGACUAUACAUUAGCCAGAUUCUGCCUUUUGGCAAAUUUAACUGGCCAGAUCUGAAACCUCUGUCUAUUCAAUUGAAUCCAAUCUUCGAAGGUUGGGCAUAACACACAUCAGUUCACAGAAAAUGAUUCUCCUAAUUGUCCGUGAAAAGGGCUGACCUAUGCAGGGACCAUUCUCAAAUCACCUGUCUCUCGAUGAUUUGCAUACUGAAGCAUGGAGCCAUAUAUUUAGAAUGAUGAUGUGAAGACCUUCAAGACAAGCAAGUACAUUCUGAAUGAGGCUUUAAAAGGGAUAUGUAGCAUUUUUGCUUUACUAAUUACUGAUUUGGCCAGCAAAGCCAAAGUGGUGCUAUUGUUUGUGUAAGAAAGUACUAAAUAAAAUAGAAAAGAAACCAUAGAAAUAUUUUUUUAAAUAUGAAAAUGACAAUUCUACAAAUAUAGGCUUAUUGAAUAGAAUAAUGUGUAGCCAUCAUCUUUCAACUUUUAACCAUUCACAAGCAGCAAACUGUCCACUAAGCUGCUAGGUUAUAGGGACAACAUUAGGGAGUAGAAUGAAAGUUAGAGUGCCACAUUAUGUUUCAGGUUCUUGAGUUCCCCAAGACUUUCCUAUAGUGUAGUAGAAUAAAGUUCCUAGACUAAGAAUGUGGUACACAAAUGAAGGAACAUAUUCAUUGAUUAAUGGCAGAGCUAAAAUGACGUUUCAAUUAAUUUGUGCAAUCAUGGUAGACUCAAAUGAUCAAAAUGUAGGAGACCUUUAGCGCCGAAAAAGAAAACCAUAAAUGGCCAUCUUUCAAAAUAGUUUUUUGGCCUCUCCCCUUGUGAAAUUCUUUGGCAUUUCUUGGUUGGUUGAAGAUGUUCUUCCUUUCACCAAGCAUCUUGUUGAGCAUUUAGCUUUACUUAUCUAAAGCAAAGUCUCUGCUCUUGUUGGGAUUUGAUGAACAAAGUAGUCCCAAAGUGAGACAGAGGUUAUCUACUGAUAAUGAAAAGAACAACUUACAAGAAAGCAUUGAAAGAAAUGGCUAACAGUCUGUGAAGUUUUUUUUUUAACUUUAUAUAGUCUCUUUGAGCAUCUUCAUGUUCAAAAAUGACUCAGUUCAGUUUUUUUUGGAAUGAGGGAUAGUAAGUUAAACCCAAAUAGAGAUAUCUUUGAAACUUUAGGCUAGAUAGAAAAUGUAUGUUUGACUUGAUGAAGUUAUAAUCAGUCUAUUUAAAACGUUUUAAAGUUAUUUUUUAGUCUUAAAGGAAUUGUACUAAUUUAUUAGAGACAUAUCUAUUCAGCUGGCUCCCCCCUAAGUACACUGCUUCCAUUCAAAUUCAUCCUGCUUCCAUUCAAAUCCAUCUUCCAGGUGCCAAGAUUUCACUCAGACCUCUCCUCUUUUAUGUUUGCAAAUGACCAGUCUAUUCCAAUGCCUCCACAUUUCUGAUUUUAAAAUUGAAGGAUAAUAAUUGGCCACAAAUCCAGAGCCUUUCUUGGUAAAGCUUAUCAAAUCUAUCUAUUUUAAUUGUGGAAAUAUCAUAAAGGAAUUUUUAAGUGCUAAUGUUUAAUCUUACAGUACACAUUUUGCUUGUCACUGUUCUAAUAUUCCGAAAUAGAUUUUCAUGUCAGAUUCCAGAAAAUGAUAUCUAUAUAUAUAAAUUUUUUUCUGUAUGAUUUUUACAAAAAGGAAGUUAGAAUAAAGUUUGAAGCUUGACUGCAUAUAGUACAGUAUAAAGAUACCAGUCUAACAGGGACCAAACCAACAAGGACCUCCCUGGUACUUUCUUUAAAGUUAAGAAGUCUCAUUCCUGUGGGACAGAGGGUGUUGUUUUUCAAUUGUCCUUUUUCUUCCAAUCGAGAUUUUAGUCAUUUUUUCCUUUCUCUUAUUUUAUAAUGCAUUAUUCCAAAUGAGUUAUAGGUAUGUUUUCUUCUCUUUCCAUCCUUCAGUGAUCAUUAUGAUAUUUUUCUUUCUUAAAGGGAAAAGCUCUUUUAUAGUCCAGAUUCUCUCCCUGCUGUGCCGAGAGUCCCAUCAGUUCACUUCAGAUGAUCUGAUUAUUUUUAAAUUGAUGAGAGAUGGAAUAUCUGUUUUUUAAGUCGUUUGAAACCUGUUUUUCUUAUAAAGAAACUUUACCCCAUUGUAAUACUUCGCAUGUUUUCCAGUUAUCACUGCAUAUAUUCUAAAAGUGAAAGAUACUCAGUUUCUUUUGAUCAAACUGCACUGAUGUACAGUAGUUUUAACAUAGGAUAAAGUGGCGACAGAAUGAUCCUGAUUAUUUUAAUUAUCCACCUGGAAUCUCAAGUCCAUUACUCUUUUAAUCUUGUUUUGCUCUGCUAUCUCUGUUCACUUUUUUUGAAUUGUUCCUUAUACAAUAUUUCUGCUGCUAACCACUCUGCAGGGGUGCCUCUCAGCCCUCAAGGUAUUUACUAAUAGUUCUUAUGUGUAUCUGUGUCUUAUCUUUUCACUCUAUUCAGAAUAGGAUUCACAAAAACUUAAUCAAAUCUCAUUUAGCCUGUAUCUAGUUUACACAAGGGCUCCAAACACUGUAUCAAACUUUCAUCGGAAAAGAGGAUGUAAUGAAGUAUGAGAGCCAAGGCUGCAUCACAUAUUGUGCUUCAUUAGUUUGAUCGCUUUUAGGUCAAGUGUGAUAAACAGACCUGCAAACACUGAACACAUUUUUCCUGCCCCAAAAUAAUAGGAGAAUGACUAUUGGAAGUUCACAAUCAUAUCUAUCUUAACCGCAGAAAGUAAUAUUUAAGAAAUUAAUCCUGAGUGUACGUGAUGAAAGAGUAUCGAUCCCAAUGACUUCUAAAAAUGUAACUGAAUGUUCAUCUUUCAUUUAUGGUGUAUUAAGCAAAUUUGGGCAAUGUAUUGAUAGAGGUUCAAAAUAAAGUGGUAUAUCAGUCAUUUCUUUAGUAAUCACUUUAAAAUGAAUCAUGUUUGAUUGAUUAGUCCUUCAGGACAAGGUUGACAUAAUGUGUCAUUUCUUGAGAAAGCUACUGUAAUAUAGCAUAAUUUUCAUUAUUGAGGACUUUGCAACAGAUAUGUAUUUGAAAGCUCUUAUUACACAAGAAAUGAAAGUAAACUGUACACUGAAAUGGAAGUAUAGAAUUUGUCCAAUUGAAAUAUACAAGAUGUAUGACUUAUGUGAUAUAUCGAUUCACAAUAAAGCAAAAUGAAAUAUGUGACACAAAUCAAUGUAAUCAAAAGUGAAUUAUAAUCCAUACUUCAGAGUGAUGUGAAAAAUGUCUUCUUGAUCUGAUCACAUAGUAAAAUACAUGAUCUCUCUAAAGAGUUGUACUCAAAUAUACCUUUUGCAGAAUGUGGUAUUUCUUUCUAUACGGAUAUCAUACAGCCCCUCUGGCUGCUAACUGGAAAGAUGUUGUUAGCAUCAAACCUCAGGAUUACCAUCACAGAAAAACAAAGUGAAAUAUUAAUAAACCUGGAAUUCACUGGGUAAGAACAUACAGUUUUGUUCCAUUUUUUUAAAAAAAAUUAUACCCUUUUUAGGGGUUUAGAAGAAAAUCCAAUUUUAACGUUUGCUUAUAAGGAAAUUCCUGGUCUAUGGGCAAAAGACAAGGGCCCCAUUUACAUUGAUGGCCAUUUUUUUCAUGAAAAAGCCUGAGUUUCUAUGCUACAAGAGCAAAUUUGCCACUAUUAAUGCAACUCUCAAAUUCCCAGUACAAGUAAAUACCUUCACGUAAUUGCAGCUAUGACCUGUUCACUUUAAAUGAUGCGAUCCAUAUUAAAAACCACUAACUAUGCUUAUUAAUUUUGUCUGUGCUUAUUCAUAUUGCAAUGUCAAUACUUGAUGACAAGUAAUAUUUCAUACUGUGUAUGUAACAUCAUUGUGUUGCAGAGAAACCCCAGGAUACCUCAACAGUGUCAUUUGUUGGGCUAUAAUCUCCAUUUGGCUCUUUCAAACCUACUAGGAUUAAAUCACAGGUCAAAGUCAGGAACCCUUUUUGCCAAAACAAUUAAUUGGGGAAACUAUGAAAGUUAAUCGCAAAGAAUCCUGCUUCUUGGCAACAAUGCUAAAUCAACCACCUGUUCUUCUUCUCUCUACAACUUGUCAAAUUCCAUGUUGUUCCAUUAACAUUAGUGAAUCGUGCUUCUAAAGAUUUUUAUAUGCAGGCCCUGAAGUUGGAAGAUCACGCUGACCUAUUUUCAAAUUACAUCUACUUUGCCAACAGAAAAGGGCUUUGUCAUUCUGUGUACGUAACGAUUAACACACCCUUUGGUUUGUAGAAUGUAUGGAAAUGUGUUGCAGCCCUCUUGGUUUCAGGUCCAAAAUGUGAAGCAUUGCUGUGAGAGGGUAUCUUUCUAAUGUAUUUGUAUGUAUAGUUUACACCUCUGUGAGGUCUAAUAAAGAUAAUGGUUAAUAACA
Ornithorhynchus anatinus (platypus) is the source of this 9237-nucleotide messenger RNA. It is a transcript of the gene IGF1, whose product is annotated as insulin like growth factor 1. Gene Ontology annotation, molecular function: hormone activity; growth factor activity. Bases 245 to 778 code for a protein of 177 amino acids. NCBI's taxonomy places the organism in Eukaryota, Metazoa, Chordata, Mammalia, Monotremata, Ornithorhynchidae. Gene Ontology annotation, cellular component: extracellular region. The transcript has 5 exons. The record is from RefSeq and is a predicted model, not a curated record.